AUGGAAUUAAGACUGGCGCUCAAACUUAUUUUCUCUGAUGCUAUUGAAAUGAGUACCAAUCUUCUUGAAAAAUAUUCAUAUCCUGGAUAUUCCAAACAUAUGUUCGUAUUAACCGAUGGAUUAGCUAAUAUUGGAUUAAGAACACAAGAAGAAAUCAUGAAUGCUAUCAAAAAAUGUGAUCAAUUCUUUUUUCUUGAAUCGGCCGAAAUUAUCGUAACAUUAAUGACAAGAGCAUUUCAAAGUGUUUUUGAUAUUUGUGGAACACAAGCUCAACUUAUUGCCCGUGGCUGCAAUAAUGCAAUCAUAACAAAAAUAUGGGAUUAUGAAAGUAAUGCACCUGAUGCAAAUUUUGGCGAACUUCAUGUCAAUAACCUUCGUGUUGUUCUAUGUGAUUUUCGAGUUUCUGGAGCUGUGUCUGAAGGUACAGAAGUUGAUAUUUUAGACUAUCAGUUGAAAUACAAUCGUCCUGGUGAGGUUGAUGGAGAAUCACUAAUAGUUACUGGUAAACUGUCAGUAACGUUCAUAAAUGAUAAAUCAUUCAUUCAACAAAUCGAUCCAAAAGUUAAAACCUUGCAUGCUGUUCAAGUUGCAGUAGAAAUAAAUGAUAAAAUUGCUCAACUGAUUGAGAUGUUAGUACGAAUGACAGAAAACAUGUAA
This is a messenger RNA of Rotaria sp. Silwood2, 657 nucleotides long. The record is from the annotation of a GenBank genome assembly. NCBI's taxonomy places the organism in Eukaryota, Metazoa, Rotifera, Eurotatoria, Philodinida, Philodinidae.